Molecule: messenger RNA, 538 nt
Organism: Myxocyprinus asiaticus (Chinese sucker)
Lineage: Eukaryota; Metazoa; Chordata; Actinopteri; Cypriniformes; Catostomidae
Product: mitoregulin
Exons: 2
Coding region: 98-268 (56 amino acids)
Biological process (GO): positive regulation of mitochondrial membrane potential
Cellular component (GO): mitochondrial inner membrane
Source: RefSeq, a predicted model, not a curated record
CGCCCAUGUCACGUGACACGGGUUCCAUUCACACGCGUGAAUCCACCACUAAGCGAUCCGAACCCGACUCCUGAGCACAGCCUGAACGUAGGUGAACAUGGCCGAUGUGUCGGAGAGGACGUUACAGGUCGCCAUUCUCGUUUCUUUUGCGGCUGGUUUUGUAGCCGGCUGGCAGGCGAACAGAAUGCGAAGAAGGUUUUUGGACUGGCGGAAGAGGCGGUUACAGGAUAAACUCGCAGAAACACAGAAGAAGCUGGACUUGUCGUGACAUACAAAAUAGUGUCUGGUAAACAAGGUCUUGGAUAACAGCACCUCUCCAACAUUCAGCGGGAUCAAGAUUUCAACCUUGGAUCAAAGACACACAAUCUACAUGCUGGAAUACAGCAAUAUAGAUUUCAAAGGCUUUAAACUGUGAACAAAAUGUUGUAUUUCUAAGACUUUUUGUGCGAUGUUUGUUCAAGCCAUAAAUCACAUUUUUACCAUGUCUGUGCUUUCUCCCUGUCUGUGGCUGUUGAAAUAAAUGGAAAUAUUUUAUUAA